AAAUUGUUACCCUGUCAGAUGGCGUUUUCCAACAGCAAAUGACUUCGGAUCAGAAAUAAUCCCUGCCUCAGCCAGAGAAUUCUACGUAAAGGCAUACCUCUUCAAUGAUUAUUGGGAAGAUAUAGGGACCAUCAGAUCCUACUUUGAGGCAAACCUUGCUCUCACCGAACAUGUAAGUGCCAAAAUAUACAUUUGAGAUUUCACAUACCUUUCAUGUCAGUUAUUGCAGGCUGCACCUGGAAUUAGUAAUGGACUAGCAGUAAUUCCAAGGAAUGCAGCCUCUGCUAAACUUGCCAUGACAAGUUUCUCAAAUUUAACAAUGUCCAAAGAACUCAAGACACUUAAACAAGCAAUAAAUUACUCAAAAUGGAUCACAAGUGACAGCCCUUCUUAACACAUAAAGAGUACCUGCUUGCUGAUAAUAAAAAGGAAAAACUAUAAAGAUUACCUUCUCUGUAAAACACUGACCUUAUAAUUAUUUAUAUGUUGGCUUCUAGUCAUGAAUACCAUUUUACGUAUUAGCUGUAAAUGGUUUUGCAUUGGUCUUACUUAUCCCUACACCUUUCAGCCACCAAGAUUUAGCUUCUAUGAUGCAGCAACACCAAUAUAUACAUCAAGGAGAAACCUACCACCUUCAAAGAUUGACAACAGCAAGGUUAGUAAAAAGGGGAACCACAAACCUAUUUGCUUUUCAUGCAUUCCGACAGAGGAAAUUACUUGAAGGUUAUUUCAUCUUCUGUAACUCUCAUGCAGGUUGUUGAUUCAAUCAUCUCCCAUGGAAGUUUCUUAACUGAUUGCUCUAUAGAACACAGUGUUGUUGGCAUCAGAUCAAGAAUAAACUCUGGUGUUCACUUAAAGGUUUGCUUUACAUUUCCACCAGUUAAUAAACCUAUGAACUCUUUUGCUAAUUUUUUAAUGAUAAGCCCCCCAAAAACAGUAGUAACACAGGCUCCAUGCAGACACACAAAAGCACUGGUACUAAGAACAGCCUGAAAUGGCCAUAGAAAUAUGCAAUUUAUAAGAGAGCAAUACAAUAUCACAGAGGGAACAUAAAUUUUGUUAAGUACAUAGAAAAUAGGACUUGUAUUACAGGUUUGGUAGAGCUUCUUUUCUUUUUCCUCUGAUCUGUUCAAGGGUAUAGAAUCUCAUGAUGCCCAAAUAUAUGCAGGACACAAUGAUGCUAGGAGCUGAUUACUAUGAAACUGAUGCCGAAGUUGCAUCACUUUUAGCUGAGGGAAGAGUUCCUAUUGGCAUUGGAGAAAACACAAAAAUCAAGUAUAAAUAACUUGAACUACUCUUCUUUUCCCCCCUUUGUGAUUACCAAUGGUUUCUCACAGUUCAUCCUAUUACGUUAUGCAGAGACUGCAUCAUUGACAAAAAUGCCAGAAUAGGGAAGAAUGUUGUCAUUGCAAACUCAGCAGUAAGAGUAAUCCAUGACAACAGUUUAAUUAAUCUACCUCCUUAAACUAAUCUUUGAAUUUGAUUUGAGCUAUUACCUGUUGUUCUUAUUCUCUCCACAUGGCAUCUAAUCGUCCAAAGAAAAUUAGGGCUUGCCUUUUGAAAUAAUAUGUUAUCAAAACCUCUGUUUCAUUUUUCUAAUUAAGACACAUAAUUAAAAUUUUCAAAUUGAA
This is a messenger RNA of Rubroshorea leprosula, 1631 nucleotides long. NCBI's taxonomy places the organism in Eukaryota, Viridiplantae, Streptophyta, Magnoliopsida, Malvales, Dipterocarpaceae. The record is from the annotation of a GenBank genome assembly.